Thalassophryne amazonica is the source of this 2050-nucleotide messenger RNA. RefSeq names its product BTB/POZ domain-containing protein 1-like. Gene Ontology annotation, cellular component: cytosol; P-body. The record is from RefSeq and is a predicted model, not a curated record. Bases 171 to 1619 code for a protein of 482 amino acids. Gene Ontology annotation, biological process: neurogenesis. Gene Ontology annotation, molecular function: protein binding. The transcript has 8 exons. Lineage: Eukaryota; Metazoa; Chordata; Actinopteri; Batrachoidiformes; Batrachoididae.
CAUCAAUAAUAUUCAACGAAGAAGAGCGGCUGCGGAAGCGUGUGUUGCGUCAUUUCUGCGGAUCAUAAAGAGCGAUGGCGUCCUCGUUGGAUACCAUCUAAAGACGCCUGAAUGACGGCAUGUCUGUGUGCUAACAUCGAUUCUUAUGUAGAGGCGGUGUAACCACCGUUAUGGCGACCGGCAGCAGCAGCAGCAGCGGAGCUUUGCCGUCGAACGUUGAGGCGCAGGCGGCGGCAGCAGCUUGUAACUCGGCGCAGUGCGGAGCAACGGCAGCGCUUUGUACCGGGUCUGCUCCAGCUGUGGGCCUUCACCGGGAGCCCGUCUACAACUGGCAGGCGACGAAGAGUUCCCUGAAGGAGCGCUUCGCCUUCCUCUUCAACAACGAGCUGCUGAGCGACGUGAAGUUCGUGGUGGGGAAGGCCAGGCAGGCUCAGAGGAUACCUGCUCAUAAAUUCGUCCUGGCCGCUGGCAGUGCUGUGUUCGAUGCUAUGUUCAACGGAGGGAUGGCAACAGCGUCGGCAGAAAUAGAGCUGCCUGAUGUGGAGCCCGCAGCCUUUCUCGCACUGCUCAGGUUCUUAUAUUCUGACGAGGUCCACAUUGGCCCAGAGACUGUGAUGACAACUUUGUACACGGCCAAGAAGUAUGCUGUCCCUGCCCUGGAAGGUCAUUGUGUGGAGUUUCUCACCAAACAUCUCAGAGCCGACAAUGCAUUUAUGCUUCUCACUCAGGCAAGGUUAUUUGAUGAGCCUCAGCUGGCAAGUCUUUGCUUAGACACCAUAGACAAAAGCACAGCGGAUGCUAUAAAUGCAGAGGGCUUCACAGAUAUUGAUCUUGACACUUUGUGUGCUGUGCUGGAAAGAGACACACUCAGCAUCAGGGAGAACCGUCUGUUUGGAGCAGUGAUACGCUGGGCGGAGGCCGAGUGCUACCGACAACAUCUUCCCCUGACCUCGGAGAACAAGCAGAAGGUUUUGGGAAAGGCCCUCCCGCUCAUCCGCUUCCCACUCAUGACUGUUGAGGAAUUUGCUGCAGGGCCUGCCCAGUCUGGAAUAUUGUUCGAUCGGGAGGUGGUAAAUCUGUUUUUACACUUUACAGUAAAUCCCAAACCCCGGGUCGACUACAUCGACAGGCCACGCUGCUGCCUCAGGGGGAAAGAAUGCAGCAUUAAUAGAUUCCAGCAGGUGGAGAGUCGAUGGGGGUAUAGCGGUACCAGCGACAGAAUCAGAUUCACUGUUAAUAGAAGAAUAUCCAUAGUGGGUUUCGGCUUAUACGGGUCAAUACAUGGACCCACUGACUAUCAGGUCAACAUCCAGAUCAUUGACAGUGACAAACGCCACACACUUGGGCAGAACGACACAGGCUUCAGUUGUGAUGGCACAGCGAACACGUUCAGAGUGAUGUUUAAGGAGCCUGUGGAGAUCCUCCCCAAUGUCAGCUACACUGCCUGUGCCACUUUGAAGGGUCCAGACUCCCAUUACGGAACAAAAGGGUUGAAGAAAGUGACUCGGGAAUCAGCGACGGGGACCAAGACAACAUUUUUGUUCUUAAGUACACCUGGAAAUAACAACGGUACAUCAGUGGAAGACGGGCAGAUUCCAGAGAUCAUCUACUACAGCUAGACGUGAAAUGGUGUAUUUAGCAUGACACUGAACCUCAGACUGCUGGGAAGACUGGACUGCUGAAGACACAGUGCCUCACGAUCCUUGGAAUAUAGUGUGUGUGUGUGUGUCACAUGAUGUAAAUCAGAAUGUGAGAACACUCAGAAAACAUUCUGAUCUGGAAAAAGCAUUUCAGUGGAUCCAUUUUAUCGCUUGUAAAUUUGAUAAAUACUGGUGUUAUAUGUGCUACUUCCUGUAGAUGGUCAGUGCAGAAGUUACUUUAAGUAUAUUUUGGCAUAUUUUAUUCUGUAAAUUAUCAUUUAUUUAGCAGAUGUCUAUGUUUUGUUUUUUUUUGCGUUAUGAGGAUUGCUGUGUAAUGUACACUUGGCAGUGAUAAAUGUUGUAAUUUAUGACUUCACGUUAGCACACAAAUAAAGGAAUGUUCGAGGUCU